AUGGAUGAGGUUAGCUUAUUUUGUGGUAAACAUGGAAUUUCAAUUCCCAAAAUGAAUGAAGACUACUCUAAUGGGAAGUCGAAGCGUAAGAGGUCCAAUAUUUCAUAUUUGCAUCACUUUCGUGUGGAAGUAUUUUAUGCCGUCAUUGAUUUGGCACUUCAAGAACUCAAUAAUCGUUUUGAUGUGGUGACUAGUGACUUGCUCCUCGGUAUGGCUAGUUUGAGUCCGGUUGAUUCAUUUGCUAAUUUUCACAAGGAUAGGAUAGUGAAACUAGCCGAGUACUACCCAAGUGAGUUUGGUGAUAAAGAGCUUCGGGAACUCAAUUUUCAACUUGAUGAUUUUAUUGUCGAUGCUCAAAAGUGUGAUAGCAAGUUUCUCAACUUGAAGGGAAUCAAGGAUCUUGCAAAAGUGAUGAUAGAGACAAAACUAGAUCAAACUUGGUCACUUGUGUAUCUACUUGUGAAGUUAACUUUGAUUAUUCCUGUUGCUACCGCAAGUGUGGAAAGAGCAUUCUCAUCAAUGAAGUACAUAAAGAAUGAUUUGCGUAAUAGGAUGGAUGAAGAUCUUUUGAAUGAGAGCCAAUCUCCUCCUCCUCCUCUUCCUCUCCCUCUUCCUCCUCCACCUUCGUCGUCGUCGAUUUUCGAUGCUAUAGUUGCACUAGAUGGAAGUGGAAAUUUCAUGUCCAUAACAGAAGCAUUGCAAGCAGCUCCAAAUAACAGUGAUAGGAUAUACACCAUACAAAUUAAAGAAGGGAUAUAUAAUGAACAUGUUUUUGUUCAUAAAAAUAAGACUAAUAUAACAUUUAUUGGUGAAGGAAUGGACCGUACCAUUAUUACUGGACGUAAAAGCAAUGGCACGGGAUUCAAAACAAAUGAGACUGCUACUGUAGAUAUACAUGGCCAUGGAUUCGUAGCACAAGACAUUACAAUUCAAAAUACUGCUGGAGCAUCGAUGCAUCAAGCGGUCGCGACGAGUAUUUCAGCUGAUCACGUUGCGUUUUAUCGAUGCAAGUUCGAUGGCUAUCAAGAUACACUUUACGCAAGAAAAGGUGUACAAUUUUUCAGAGAUUGUGAAGUCUAUGGUACGGUGGACUUUAUAUUUGGUAACGCAAAAGUCAUUCUUCAAAAUUGUAGUAUAUGUGUUAGAAAACCUGAAGAUAUUCAAAAUGAAGUGACUAUAACUGCCCAAGGAAGAAAACGUAAACAUGAAGAUACUGCUAUUGUCCUUCAAGGUUGCACCAUAAAUGUGUCACAAGAGCUGCGCGAGCGUGAACCUAAGGUACGAGUAUUCCUAGGAAGGCCUUGGAAGAAUCACUCGCGAGCGAUCGUGAUGUCAAGUUACCUAGAUGAUUUCAUUGAUCCAGAAGGUUGGGUUGAAUGGAAUGGGAAUACAGAAGAUAUAUAUUUUGGUGAGUAUAAUAACAGAGGACCAGGAGCUAACAUGGAUGGAAGAGUGAAAUGGGCAAAAAUACUUUCAGAGUAUGAUGUUUCUAAUUUUACUGUUCGAAAUUUUCUACAUGGACAUGAAUGGAUUCCCUAUGAAAUCCCAAUGACACUUGAUCUACUUUAA
Molecule: messenger RNA, 1569 nt
Organism: Solanum verrucosum
Lineage: Eukaryota; Viridiplantae; Streptophyta; Magnoliopsida; Solanales; Solanaceae
Product: pectinesterase 2-like
Exons: 4
Coding region: 1-1569 (522 amino acids)
Biological process (GO): cell wall modification
Molecular function (GO): pectinesterase activity; pectinesterase inhibitor activity
Source: RefSeq, a predicted model, not a curated record